CGACGCGUGCACAUGACACACCAUAAAUUUGCUGUUUUCUGUUUUUUUUUUCAAAUGAAAAAUUUUGGUGGUUUCUUGAAUUCUUGGGUUCCAUUCUCCAACACAUUUCUCGUUCUUCACCAACGCCUCCAUUGCUCCAUCGCCGGCGCCUAUGGCCUCCUCAUUAUCGAAGAUCGCCGUCCUCAGACUUCAAUGCUCACUCCAUUCUUCCACAACUACUAUAAAACACACCAUCUCCGACCAACCCCUCCACCGCCGCGCACGCUUCAAACACCAUUCCCGGAAACCUAAGGAGUCGGAGCCUUCGACGGCGUCGGCAUCUUCCUCUUUCCAGCAACUCCGUCUGGUCCAGUGGUACCUCGGCGCGAUCAAGUCACGUCCGAUCGCAACCAAAAGCGCCACCGCCGCCCUCAUUUACUCCGCCGCCGAUAUAACCUCCCAGACGAUUUUUGGGGGAAUGGAAGAGUAUGAAUUGGUGAGAACUGUGCGUAUGGGUGGCUAUGGCAUGGUGAUACUGGGGCCGUCGAUGCAUUAUUGGUACAAUUUAAUGUCGAGAGUUUUCCCGAAGCGCGAUUUGUUGUCGACGUUGAAGAAGAUCGGUUUGGGGCAGGCAGUGUUCGGACCUGCCAUGACUGUUGUCUUCUUCUCUGUUAAUGCUGCUCUACAAGGUGAAAGCGGUGCGGAAAUCAUUGCUAGACUGAGACGUGAUUUGGUCCCUACAAUGGUGAACGGGAUAAUGUACUGGCCAGUUUGCGACUUUGUCACCUUCAAAUUCAUCCCCCUUCAUUUACAGCCACUGGUAGUCAACUCCUUCUCAUACCUAUGGACUAUUUACAUGACUUACAUGGCCAGUUUAGACAAACCAAGUUCAUGAAAGCACGAGGGAGGGAGGGAGACUUGCUGCUUUUCCUUCAUCAUUCUAUUUUCACUUCAUUGUAUUAUCUUUAUCAACUCCUACAUGUAAAUUGGUAUGUAACUAGUUUUUCCCACAUAAAUAAAGGAGCAUUUAAUCCUUCUUUCA
Molecule: messenger RNA, 1021 nt
Organism: Salvia miltiorrhiza (redroot sage)
Lineage: Eukaryota; Viridiplantae; Streptophyta; Magnoliopsida; Lamiales; Lamiaceae
Exons: 4
Coding region: 152-874 (240 amino acids)
Cellular component (GO): cytoplasm; membrane
Source: RefSeq, a predicted model, not a curated record